Molecule: messenger RNA, 3633 nt
Organism: Didymodactylos carnosus
Lineage: Eukaryota; Metazoa; Rotifera; Eurotatoria; Philodinida; Philodinidae
Source: the annotation of a GenBank genome assembly
AGGUUGGUAAUUUCUAGAACUUUGGUCGCGUCUGUGUAGAUUUGUUGUAACUGUUUACCAUCCUAGUAGAAUUCACCAUUUUUGAGCUCACGACUAGGAGUGCUGACAACAUGCAAGAUGGAGUCGGUGCCGAGUUCAGGCGAUCGACUUCCUAUUUAGAUCGGUGCUACAAUAGCCUGAUUAGGCAUGCACCAGUUACAGUUAUUGAACGGUUAACUGUAACUGCAACUGUUAUAACUGUAAAACUAUAACUAUCAUAAUUGUUAGGAAAAUAGUUCAGAAUGAGUUAUCGUUGUACUAUUAGCAUAGAUUUCAGAGUAAGGACAAAAAAGUUUCUAUAGAACUGACAGAGGUUAGUUACGUCUUUGAAAAUAAUUAUUUCAGUCGACAAAACCACAUCUAUUUCUUUAUUGAGCAAUGUAAGAACAUGUGUGCAGCACAUGAAAAACGUAUGAUACACUGUUAGAGUAUAGAAAUGAAAUGUUAUAGGACAAGAAUAAGAAAAAGGCAUACAUCAAGAGUUUAUUAAAAAUUUCAUAAAGCAGAAGCAGUUAUAAUAGUUAUACAGUUAUGACAGUUACAGUUUUACAGUUAACUGUAACUGGUGCAUGCCUAGCCCGGACAGACGGCAGAUAUGAAUACAUUUACGGUAUCAGACCAUGGACGUGCUUCAACUCAAGUGAGAGUGAUAAGUGUCGCCUUAAAGAUAUCGUAGCUCAAAAAGUGGACUUAACAUUGUACCCACAGCUCUCGACAGUGUUGGAAUAAAGUGCCGAAACAAAAUCAUCAACAGGACGAUGGAGCUGUUCUGUAGUUAGUAUCAUUUUCUAAGAGUAAUUCUGAUAUGACUUAUCAAAACUUACUUACAGAAAUUAAUUAUUAUCAAAGUCAAACAAAAAGUCAAAGCAAAUGCUCUAGAAGGAUACAUGGUUAUACAAGACAACAAGCAAGACAAAAUUGUCAAGCCAAUUUUGGUAGCAAGCGAUAAGAAAGCUUCAAUGUAAGUGAUAAUUAUGAAUAAUUGAACGUUCACGAACUUCCUGAUAUGUCCUCAAGAACAACUCGGCAAGUGAUCCAGGCCGUUCUCUCUAAUAUAUUGUAGGACUAAUGAUUGUAUGCAAAAGUGUAAAAGGAUUUGCGCUAAUUGGUUUGUUUGUAGGGAUGUGAGUGGUUUAAGCUUACCGAUAACGGGGAUUACACACGCACAUUCUCCAACAAAGGAAUGGUAUUUAAAGCUGAACCUACUUACCGUUAUGUUAUUAGCGUGAAAAAUGCUAUACACUUUCGUCACGUGUGACGAAAGUUCUUUCUACGUUGCUCUACACAUUGCGUUUUACUUCGUAUUGUUCUAUGAUGAAAGGCAAACGUCUGCAUUGUUAGUGACAGUUCUGAACUGAAAUUAAUGUCAGUAAAAUAAUAUUGCCAUACGAUUCAGCAUAGUCGAAAUUUAUGUUCCGUAGGGCUCCGAGGAAGACUUCGUCACCUGUAUAACCACCGCAGAUGAAUCCAACGCUUAAGACACGUUUUCCUAGUCCAUUAAGAAAUCAAGUCACAAGUGAAAAAUUGACAUAUACUUUUUAUUUCAUAUUCGGAGUCUACUAUUAAAACUGGGGUUAUGAAAAGUAUGAAGGAACUUUCUGACUUAUUCUGGCUGAGUUACAGAAUUUACAAAAUGAGCACUAUCGUCGACUUGAGAAAAGUAGCCAUCUCUGAUAUUUUGACUAUAACUUCGCCAUUUUUAUCCGUUCUGUUCGAGCAACAUCUCAUUCGAGACCCUGAUAAAAGUAAACAAAGUCACAUAAUAGUUUCCAAUUUUUCUGAAGUAGGAAGUGACUGUUUAAAAUUCACAUCAAUGGGAAAAUUGAGAUUUUGAAGGGUCAACAUUUUCGAAAAAAAUCCUACGUUUGACCCUCCAAACAGAAUUUUGCUACAAAUUCGAACGUCACAUACGACAGAGAACUCAACUUUCCAUAAAGUGAGUGUAAAAACUUUAUUUGGAAGCUGGCGGAAAAGCUCCAAAACUAGCAAAUAAGAUGGCCGACCAACUGCGAGUUUUCAGUUUUUUGAGAUUUUAGUCAUCAUAACUUCACUUAAAAACAAAAAUAAGAUGAUAUUUGGAAUCGGCGUCAAAACCUACAACAGAUGAUGUGCCUUUGAAAUUUUUUGGAGAUAGCAAAUUUUGACAACAUUUUUUCUUUCUCUAAAAGAAUUUCAAAGGCACAUCAUUUUUGGUUUUAAGUGAAGUUUUGAUGACUGAAAUGUAAAAAAACCGAAAACUCUCACUUAGUCGGCUACCUUAUUUUCAAGUUUUGGAACUUUUCCGCCACUUUUAAAAUAAAGUUUUUGCGCUCAGUUUAUGGAACUCAGCCAGAAUAAGUCAGAAUGUUCCUCCAUACCUUUCACAACCCCAGUUUUAGCAGUAAAAUCCGAAUAUGAAAUAAAAAGUAUCUGUCAAUUUUCCCAAAACUUGAAAAAGGUGGCCGACCACCUGCAUUCAGUUUUUUGAGAUUUUAGUCAUCGAAAAAUUGUCGAAAUGUUUCAUUUCUCUAAAAAUGGCACAUCAUCUGUUACAGUUUUUGAUGCUGAUUCCAAAUAUCAUCUUAUCGCAUUUUUCUAUUAAAACUAGGGUUAUGAAAAGUAUGAACGAACAUUCUGGCUGAGUUCCAUAAACUGAGCGCAAAACUUUAUUUUAAAAGUGGCGAAAAUAGUUGAGAGAAAAGUGCUCUGCACAAGUGGCGGGGGAAAGUGUCCGCUUUAGUCACUUUCCGCGGAGGCAAGUAUCCGCGCGGGCAAAUCCGCGACAUUUGCCAUCGCAAUUUUACAACAGCUCGACAUGGACUUCAAACAUUGUCAAGCACUGAUCUUGGCACCAACGUGAGAACUGGCUCAAUAAGUAUCAUCCAGAAAUUAGUAUUGGCACUGGAUGAUUAUAUGGGUGUCACAUGUCAUGCUUGCAUUGAUGGUAAAAAUGUUUGUGAUGAUAUAAAACAACUUGAAGCAGGUGUUCAAGUUGUCGUUGGUACACCUGGUCGGGUCUAUGAUAUGUUAACUCGAUCGGCACUUUGCAGCAAAAAUAUCAAAAUGUUCGUAUUGGAUGAAGCUGAUGAGAUAUUAUUUCUUGGUUUCAAAGAGCAAAUUUAUGGUAUAUUUACUAUGAUGCCCGGAAACGUUCAAGCCAUUCUUCUAUCAGCUACGAUGCCCAGUGAUGAGUGGAAAUUAGAUACGUUAUGUGAUUUAUAUGAAACAUUAACGAUCACACAUGCUGUCAUCUUUUGUAACACAUGCCAAAAGAUUGAUUGGUUAACUGAAAAACUAGGUGCACGUAAUUUUACUGUGUCUGCUAUGGAACACAAUGUUAUCAUGAAAAAGUUUCGAACUGGUUCCAGUCGAGUCUUGAUAAGAACAGAUUUACUUGGAUGUAAUACUGAUAUCCAACAAGUCGGUUUUGUUGUCAAUUAUGAUCUACCGAAUAAUCGUGAGAAUAAUAUCCAUCGUAUCAGACGUAGUGGUGCAUUCGGUCGAAAAGGUGUGGCUAUCAAUUUCGUUACCGAUGAUGAUCGACAAACAUUACGCCACAUUGUACAAUUCUAUAAUACACAAAUGGAAGAAAUGCCUAUGGACAUUGCCGUAUGA